Messenger RNA from Maylandia zebra (zebra mbuna), 2773 nucleotides. NCBI's taxonomy places the organism in Eukaryota, Metazoa, Chordata, Actinopteri, Cichliformes, Cichlidae. The record is from RefSeq and is a predicted model, not a curated record.
UAUCUUUCACAAGGCGGAAGUUUGUCAUAGUGGAGAACCGUGUUCACGCUUUAAGGCUAUUUGACUGAGGUGCGCAUGCAGGUGGCAACAGGACUCCCCUCAGGCUCUGUCUUAAAAUAAGUAUUAGUGGAUAUUUGACAUAUCUGGAUUUUGUUUUUUGAAAGACAAACGCUGCUGCUUUUCAGGAAAGCUGUGUAUUAUAAGCCAACUUUUACUUUACUGGGAAGAAAUUGGUGCUAAAGUUUAUCUCCGCAAUCACAUUACCUCAUCGUAGUGGCUGAACAUGAGAUGUUUUUCAACAGAUUUCAGCUGCUUUUUGCUGUUUGCCUGAUGAUCCUGAUGGCGUUCUAUUUCAUAGAUUUUAGUAAAUAUCGUGGAGAGCCACCCAACAUCACUCCCACUACACCAGAACGAAGCCAUGUUUCCAGGUCAUCUGUGACCAGACCUCUACCUGGUUCCUGCACCUGUCCUCAAGACUCAUAUAUCCUAAAAGAUCACCUCCCUAAGGAGCAAAGUGAGGAGCUAAAGCAGCGACGAGCUAGGGAGUUUCAGCUGAACAAAAACAGGACAACUUCAGUACUGUCCAGACUGUUGUUUGCCUUGCCUAACUCUCCUCUGCAGUAUCCUAUCCAGGGUUACACAGUGCAGCCUUUGACCUCCACUGUCAUACCAGCUUUAGGACUGCAUGCAGAAAAAAGAAAGAGCUACAAGGUGGUCUUAAGUGUGUCUAAAGGCAUCCUCACAACUGAAAUACAACAUCAAGAUGUGACAGUUAAAGGUUCUGGUGAGAACAAACUGAUAAUUGAAUCCAAUAACCUGGUAAUCCUCAACAACCUGCUGGCCAAAGUGUCGUAUACCAGCACUAUCUACCAUAUAAACACUGGAGACCUUGCCACAUUCCAGUUUGAAAACCAUGAAGCGGUGUUCCCCAUUGCCAUCAAACAGCCUCAUAUACCAGUCCUGUACGACAUAGGGACAGACAUUAGUUCUCAAGUCACCAUCACCACAAAGACUUUCCUGCGCUACAGAGAACUGAAGGUGUUGUUGGACAGCAUCCGAAAAUUCUACAACAACAUAAAAGUGAUUAUUGCAGAUGACAGCUUAGAACCAGAGCCAAUUCACAGAGAAAACAUCUUAUAUUACAUCAUGCCUCCAGCACAGGGCUGGUUUGCAGGCAGAAAUCUGGCUGUUUCCCAGGUAACCACCAAGUACUUCCUGUGGGUGGAUGAUGAUUUUGUGUUUACAGAGAAGACAAAGAUAGAGAAGCUUGUGGAGGUCAUGGAGGCGAACCCUGAACUGGAUGUGGUUGGUGGGGCUGUAGAAGAGAACCAGUUUUAUUUUACUCUUAUAUAUGAGGAAGGAAAGGAAAAUGAAGGUGGUUGCCUAUACAGAAAGUCUCAGGGGAAAUUCCACUCACUUCCUGGCUACCCACAAUGCUUUUUGACUAAUGGAGUAGUCAACUUCUUCCUGGCUCGUACAGAUGCUGUACAGAAAGUUGGUUUUGACCCUAAGCUACAGCGAGUAGCACAUUCAGAGUUUUUUAUGGAUGGUCUGGGCUCUUUGCUGGUUGCAUCAUGUAGUCACGUAUCCAUUGGUCAUCAACCCAAAACAGCCAACAGCCAAAGUUCUAUAUACGACAAAUAUAGACACCCGGGAGAAAAUGAUGAAGAAUUCAAACUGCAGCUUCACUUUUACAAAAACAACCUUAAGUGCAUUACAUAUGGAUAGAAGAUUCAUUCAAAGAACAUCAGUGUCACUUGUAAUGUCAUAUUGUUUUGUCAUGGUCCCAGGGUUAUCUGAGUUUAGGAUUCUCAGUGAAUAUAGCCGAGUUUGGCUCUCUGUUUGGAUUUUAUUCAUCAAGAUUUUUUUUCUUUAUUAUUCCUAUAGAGAUUAAUAUCUUGUGAUGUUGGUGACACUGAAUUCUGUUUUUACUUAUUUUCUUUUGCUGUUUUGUCAUCCUGUGUUUUCACUCAUGUUUUCAUUGUAAAUCUAAUACACUGAACUUUAAAACGUUAUAUAUCUUCACAGAAGUACAAAACACGCUAAAAUCUAAUAGAUGUUGUGAGUCAUUUAUCUAUGCCACCUAUGUUUAUAUUUAAUAAAACCAAAGAAAUAAAUAUACAUACUGUACAAGAAUGAACAGUGUCGUAACAGUAAUAGUUCCUUAAAAUUUAUACUUAUGAUAGUUUACACAGAUGUAAUCAGAUGCCAUAAUUUCCCUUCUAACCACAUGUUUGAAUCCUGGUGUAAAUGGGCUAAAGAGUUCACUUUUAUAGAAGCAAUGUUUACUGAGAGGGGGGUGGUUGUCAGUGAGCUUUAGAUGCUGGUUUGUUGAAUGAGUUCAGUUGGUUUUUUGUUCAGUCUUUUACAGACAACCCACUAGUCUGAGAUGCAUAGGUCAAAGAUUUAUCCAAACAGGUGUGUAUCUUGACCUCACACAGACAUCUGAGUGCCCUAUAAAAAGCUUUUGGACCCAUCUAUUAUUUGUUAAGCAGAAAGAAAAACCCUAACUCACAUGUCAUGUAUUGUUAUGAGUUAUGUAAUAUGUUUUUUUUAAUAACAAUUUAAAGAUAUGUGGUACAAAAGGCUCAAACAGGUUAAGUUCAUUUCAGUGCACGUUUCAGAAACAUAUUUGAACUGCUUCCCUCUGUUGGCUCUUGUGCUUUGUGUUUAUUUUUACUUCAUUUAGCUUGUUUCCAUUGAUUUGUUGCACCUGUUUGGGUUUUUUUACGCAUGUGUUCCCCACUACCCAAAUAAACGUGUGUGUAUUUAC